This is a messenger RNA of Corticium candelabrum, 1350 nucleotides long. Its product is annotated as ciliogenesis-associated TTC17-interacting protein-like. The record is from RefSeq and is a predicted model, not a curated record. The coding region runs from base 17 to 1093 and encodes 358 amino acids. Gene Ontology annotation, biological process: cilium organization; actin filament polymerization. NCBI's taxonomy places the organism in Eukaryota, Metazoa, Porifera, Homoscleromorpha, Homosclerophorida, Plakinidae. The transcript has 11 exons.
GUAUCGCAGCAACGGCAUGGCGGAAGCUGAUGCGGACAACAACGGGAGGGUUGUUUGUGCGGCUCCAGAUGCGGUGAAUUUCUUGUCGUCGUUGACAGAGGGCGAUGAGAUCAUACCACAAUUGCUGUUCUCAGAAACACUGUGUGCGAAAGUGGGUGGGAAGGCCCAUCAACAUAUUAACGUAAAUGUAAGUUUAGGAGGUACACCGGAUGGCUCAAACUUCUACAAUGUGAUGAUCACCAGAGUAAAGCCAACGUCAAAAUCUGAUGGCACAGUACAGACAAUAACAACGACUGUUGCUUCGAAUCUACAAGUUCUAGAAGAGAAAUAUGUGACUACAUACGAUGAUGGCAGAGAGAUGAAACUUGCCUUGUCACAAAGAGAUGACAAAUAUCAUAUGACUAAAACCGUGCAAAUCGGUCAGGAAUCAGUAAUCACAGUCAAAUCAUUUUCCAUUUCCAGCAUGAGUGGUUUUGUGUCAGAAGGUUCUAGCUUCUUGCUUCAACGAGUUAUGGCACUGCAGCAUCGGUCUUUCUCAUUGCCUUUGGAAUUUGUCGGAUUGGAUUAUGAAGCAUUUGAAUUGUGUCGACUUAUCUAUAGACAAGAGUCUGUAACUGGCGACAGCCAACCUUGUCAAUACGUGAAGCAUUACGAUAGAGCUGAUCGAUUGUCACUAGUAUACAAGUGUAUACUGGACGAUGGAGGACGUCUCACAUUUUAUGGUUUACUUGGAGCAACAGGAUCUGAAGCAGACAGUGAUAUGGAUGCAUUGCCACAACAGACUACUGACGCUGAGGAUCUUCCUGCUGUUGACGUCAUGAGCCUGCCAGGGUCACUACACUGGGAAGAUGACAUGGAAAUGUUCUCACAGUAUCUGGAUAGGAAGGAGGAACUGAAAGAAAUUCACGCCGUUUACAUGAGAGAACAUCCAGAACUCAAAGCCAUUCUCGCAGACUUCCUCCAGUUUUUGCUAAUACGCAAACCUGACGACGUAACUGCGUUUGCAGCCGAUUUUUUCGCGUCCUACUCGGCUCGAGCGGCGCCUAGCGGCGGUUUCGCAUCAUCAGGAAGUACAAGUGCAUUCCAGAAAUAGUUAUACGCCCGACUGGUAUACGUCUACAUUCCAAUCGACAGUGUAGCAACGCACAUGCGCAUCAUUAUUCACAGACUGAGCAAAUCAUCCGAUCCCUACAUUCAUGACUGCACCAUUUUCUAAACAUUAUGUGCUUUAUACCUUAGAAAAUGAUACAAUGUAGAAAUGAUGUAUGUUGCUCAUCGAUCAGUCUAGCUAGAGCUGAAUGUUCAUGAAAGAUGUCACAGCACGUACGCUCUACAUAGUCUUGUUUCUAC